This is a messenger RNA of Macadamia integrifolia, 1844 nucleotides long. Its product is annotated as UDP-glycosyltransferase 89B2-like. Lineage: Eukaryota; Viridiplantae; Streptophyta; Magnoliopsida; Proteales; Proteaceae. The record is from RefSeq and is a predicted model, not a curated record. Gene Ontology annotation, molecular function: UDP-glycosyltransferase activity. The transcript has a single exon. The coding region runs from base 125 to 1582 and encodes 485 amino acids.
AAAUGUGUCAAACCCAUGAAGCCUUGAAGCUUCCUCCACAACAAUCCUUGCUUUUCACUUUCCACCCAACCUCCACUCAUCUCUUUGGUAACAGAUAUCACAGAGGUUCAAGCAGAAGUCUUCCAUGACGAUCCCAGGUGCAGGCACACACAUAUUGGUGUUCCCAUACCCUGCGCAGGGGCAUAUGUUACCCCUUCUAGACCUCACCCACCAGUUAGUCCUCCGAGGUCUAACCAUCACCAUUCUCGUGACACCAAAGAACCUCUCCAUCCUCAACCCUUUCCUCUCUACCCACCCUUCUUCCAUCAAAACCCUAAUCCUACCUUUCCCAUCUCAUCCUUCUGUACCCUCAGGCGUUGAGAACGUUAAAGACUUACCAAACAACUCCUUAAGUGCCAUGGUAAGUGCUUUGCGUCAGCUUCACGACCCUCUCCUCCACUGGUUCCGCUCUCACCCUUCACCACCCUCUGCUAUCAUCUCUGACUUCUUCCUCGGGUGGACCCACCACCUCGCUUGCCAGCUCAGCAUCCCUCGGAUUGUCUUCUCUCCCUCCAGUGCCGCCUUCGUGUCCCUUAUCAACUGCCUCUGGCGUGAAACGCCGCAGAGGGGCGACCCCGACUACAACGAUCCUGAUUUCCCAAUCUCGUUCCCGAAAGUCCCCGGUUCCCCGAUUUACCCCUGGCGUCAGCUCUCAUUUGUGUACCGUAGCUACGUCCGUGGAGACCCAGAAUGGGAAUUGAUUAGGGACGAUUACCUUGCCAACAUAGCGAGUUGGGGAAUCGCAUUCAACUCGUUCUCUGAGUUGGAACACAAUUAUCUUGACCAUCUCAAGAAAGAUCUUGGCCACGACCGGAUCUGGGCGGUGGGACCCUUGCUACCACCCGACGAUGAUCCAACGGCGCCAACCGAGAGAGGUGGGUCCAAUUCAAUUUCGGUACAUGACAUAAUGUCCUGGCUGGACAAGCGCGAGAAGAAAUCGGUGGUCUAUGUGUGUUUCGGGAGCCAAGCCGUUUUGGCUAACGAGCAGAUGGAGGCGCUAGCGGACGGGUUAGAGCACAGUGGGGUCCAUUUUAUAUGGUGCGUGAAGGAGGCUACGGUUGGACACGUGGCAGGAAAGUACGGGGUAGUACCUUCAGGCUUUGAAGAUCGGGUGGCAGGGAGAGGGCUCGUGAUUCGUGGUUGGGCUCCACAAGUGUCGAUACUGAGGCAACGAGCUGUGGGAUCGUUUUUGACUCACUGUGGUUGGAACUCGGUGUUGGAAGGGAUAGUAGCGGGUGUUCCGCUGCUUGCUUGGCCAAUGACGGCCGAUCAGUUUGCCGAUGCAAGGCUUUUGGAUGAGGUGGGCGUGGGAGUAAAGGUCUGCGAGGGACCCGAGACCGUGCCUAACUCGGCCGUGUUGGCCAAGGCUAUGACCGAGUCUGUAAGUGUGAAGGGGUCCAAGAGGGACAGAGCUUUGGAGCUACAAAAGGCUGCCUUGGGGGUUAUCAAGGAGGGUGGGUCAUCGUUCAAGGAUUUGGAUCGGUUUGUGAAGGAUUUAAUUAGAACUGAAAUUAAAUUUGGUGACAAAGAAGUCAUUGCGUAAUGGAACAAACGCUUGGAUUGCCUUUCAAGUGGUUCAUUGAGUAUUUUAGCAUGUAAGCUAUCAACAAGGAUUGCCUGCAAAUCAAUAGGGAAUGGAAGAAAGAUUGUUUGCGUCUUGCUGAGUGCAGUCUCUAGAGAGAGAGAGAGAGAGAGAGAGAGAGAGAGAGAGUUAUGCAUGAAUUUAAUUGUGGUUUGCUCGCUGUUGUUUGUCAUGUAGUAAUGGAGCCUUAAGAGUGAUAUAGUGAUAAAAGUUAUUUGAUCCA